Cercopithifilaria johnstoni is the source of this 2460-nucleotide messenger RNA. NCBI's taxonomy places the organism in Eukaryota, Metazoa, Nematoda, Chromadorea, Rhabditida, Onchocercidae. The record is from the annotation of a GenBank genome assembly.
AUGGAUGAGGUGACUUACUCAGCUCAGAAAGCUAUUGGAUAUGAUAAAGCGCAUCGAUGGGAUGCUGCUAUUUACUUCUACGUUGAUGCUGCAAAUUCAAUCCUGGAACUGAUACAGCAGGAGAAAAUUCCAGCUUCAUAUAAAGAUAAAGCUGAAGAAUACGUGAAACGUGCUGAAGUAAUCAGAUCACAAAUGAAGAAAGUGAAUUCGUCAGGUGCAUCGAGGAUGUCAACCAACAUCAAAAACCAACAACAGCUGAAUAUUGAACGAGCCGAAUUUUUGUUAUAUCAAGCAUUGGAUCAGGAUGAAGAGGGAAAUGUGAGCGAAGCCAUCGCGUUAUAUUCUCUGGCUAUUGAACUUUGCAUCAAUACUUCGAAUACAUCCCGUGAUGCUGCGGUGGCCGGAAAGUUGCGCCAGUUGGCUAAGAAGGCUUUGGAUCGAGCAGAAGUUUUGAAAACUGAAGAGAAGUUGAGGAAAAGUCCUAGCAUAGAAUUACCUGAACCUCCUCUGGAUGAAAUAUCGGAUUUAAAUAUAAGCACGGACUUCGGGCAGUCGACUGCUGACCCCAGUAGUAGUAAGACAACAUUUACAAUUAAACAAAAAACUGGAGAUGAUAACAGUGGUCGUCUUACCAAAUCAGAAUUAGCAGUAUUGGCAGCAACAUCAAACGUUAACGGAAGGCAAUAUGUUCCCUUUUUGGCUGUCGAUCUGAAGGAGCGCUUUGCUUAUCCGGUACCAUUUACUGAUAAUCAUGGUUUGUUGGUUUUAUCUGAUAAACAAGUGAAACGGCUAAAAAAUUGGAUGCGCCCAGACGAGUUCAUGGAAUCCCCGAAAGUAAUUGAUCGAGUCGAUAGUGGCACUAUUAAACAGUCAAUUGUGUCGGAUUGCUCUUUCAUAGCUUCACUAGCCAUAUCAGCUCGAUAUGAGAGCCGUUUCAAGAAGCCAUUGGUGACAAGUAUAAUAUAUCCUCAAAAUAAAUUCGGCGUGCCAUUAUAUAAUCCUUGUGGGAAAUAUAUGAUCAAGAUGCAUUUCAAUGGUGUUUGGAGAAAGAUCGUAAUCGAUGAUCGAUUUCCCAUUGGAGAAUAUGGCGAUUUCCUGUGUUCAUAUAGUCAACACAAGAAUGAAUUAUGGGUUUCGCUAUUGGAAAAAGCUUACAUGAAAGUGAUGGGUGGAUAUGAUUUUCCAGGCUCAAAUUCGAGUAUUGAUAUGCAUGCAUUGACAGGAUGGAUACCCGAAAGAAUAAGUAUUAAUAGGGAUUGGUCCAGUAACGAUGCUGGUACUGUGUUCGAGAAACUUUUUACAAGAUAUCACCAAGGCCAUUGCCUCAUUACACUAGCAACUGGUAAAAUGGAUCAGCUGACGACUAAUCGAACUGGCUUGAUUGACACACAUGCAUAUGCGGUGUUAGAUCUGAGGAAAAUUCAAGACAAACAGCUGUUGAUGCUAAAAAAUCCUUGGACACAUUUACGCUGGAAAGGAAAUUACUCUGAAAAGGAUAAGCUGAACUGGACACCGCAGCUUUGCAAAGCAUUGGAUUACAGUCCUGCGGAUGCACAGCAAUUCGAUGAUGGUGUAUUUUGGAUCGACUUUAAAUCAGUAUGUCAUUUCUUCGAGGUAUUCUACGUGAACUGGGAUCCUUCGAUAUUUCCAUACACUUAUGGAUUACAUGCGGUAUGGCCAGCAGGUUUGGGACCAGUGAAAGAUUUGUAUAGUUUAGCUGACAAUCCUCAAUACACAUUAGAAGUAAAUAGUAAUGGUUCCACUGCAGUAUGGAUUUUACUCACACGCCAUAUAACAGACAAAAAUGAUUUUGCUAACAACAAAGAAUAUAUCACAGUAAUAGUAUACAAAUCAGGAAAGAAAAUUUACAUACCAUCCGAUCCAAAGCCAAUUACGGAUGCAGUACGAUUGAAUAGCCCCCACUACUUAUGUCAGUUGGUUAUCUCUGAAAGUGGUUAUCAAAGAUACACUCUAGUUGUUGCUCAAUAUGAAAAGAUGAAAACAAUAUAUUAUACGUUGAGAGUAUACUCUACAGCUGAAUUCCGUUUGCAAAAAGUGAAAGUUCCUUAUGUUUCAAAGAAAAAGAAAGUUGGCGAAUGGAAAGGGAAAACAGCUGGUGGCUGUGGUAAUGGUCCAAGUCGGGAAACUUAUAUGAAUAACCCAAUAUAUGAAGUGAAUUUGGAUGAUGGCAGCGAUGAUAAUGAUGUACUUAUUGAAUUGAAGGGUCCAAAACAGUACAAUAUCGGUUUUGAAAUUAAACAGGUUUCCUCAUUAAGGAAUAAAUCAUUUGAAAGACGCAGCUCAGGAGCAUUCAGACGAGGAUACACUGUACUUGCUUUGGAAGCAGUGCCGGCAGGUAUUUACAACAUUCAACCAAUGACAUUCCAACAAGGUGAGGAAGGACCUUUUUUCUUGACUGUUGAAGCAUCCUGUUCUUUUACAAUCAAGCAGAUCCAGUAA